AUAAUCUCCACGUAAUCGGCGGAGGUUUUGUUUUUGGGGGCGCGCAACCUGCCGAAUGUCGCGUUAGUCGCGCUGUUAUCAUCAUCAUCAUCAUCCUCAGCAUCCUCAGUUCGUUGGAGGAGGAGGUGGACUGUGCUGCUGAUGGAAUGCAGUGAAGGUGGGAUGUCGAUCUCCAAUCUCACCGUCAAGUGGGCCGGAAAAGAAUACCUGAUUCCAGAUUUGCCCCAGCACGCCUGCGUAGUGGACUUGAAGGAUGCGAUUUUUAAGAAGACUGGUGUCCAUCCCGAGCGCCAGAAGCUGGUGGGCAUGAAAUGCAAAGGUAAGCCGAUAGCGGAAUGGGUGCGCCUGAGCGACCUCAAGAUGGAGCCCAACUCGAAGAUCAUGAUGAUCGGCAGCCUGGAGCAGAACAUUCAGUAUGCAUCGACGCCCCCGACCGAUCUCCCCGAGGUGGUGAACGACCUGGACGAAGAAGAUGACAAGGGGGUGCUCGUCGAGAACCGGGAGGAGUUUGUGCGCAAGAUCACGAAGCGAAUAAAGUCCUACGAAAUCAAGAUGCUCCACGAGCCGAGGCCGGGCAAGAGGCUCCUUGUGCUCGACAUCGACUACACCGUUUUUGAUCACCGAAGCACUGGCCAGUCGAUAGAAGAGCUGAUGAGGCCGUUCCUUCAUGAGUUCCUUACGUCUGCUUAUGAAGACUAUGACAUUGCGUUUUGGUCGGCCACGAAUAUGAAGUGGAUUGAUACCAAGCUUUGGGAACUUGGAGUCACGCGCCACGCCGAGUACAAGAUUUGCUUCUUGCUUGACUCCGCUGCCAUGAUCAGCCUGCACACGUCAAAAUUUGGCAUGGUGGAUAUCAAGCCCCUGGCACUAAUUUGGGCCAAGUUGCCGAAUUACCGACCGGAAAAUACCAUCAUGUUCGAUGACAUUCGUCGCAAUUUCCUCAUGAACCCCCAGAGUGGACUGAGGGUACGGCCGUUCCGCAACGCGCAUCAACUUCGCGACACCGACCGGGAGUUGUUGAAGCUUGCCCGCUACCUGAAAGACAUUGUCCCGGUGGAAGACUUCACGGAUCUCAAUCAUCGUAACUGGGAGAGCUACAAGCCAAAGAAAACAGCUUCUGAAGCAAGCAAUGACGGGUCCAAGACAUGAUUGAAGACUAGCGCUCUGGAAAAGUGUGUUGUUUUGGUGUUUUUUUUUUUUAUAACCAUAUAUUUUUACACUAAUAAAAGGCUUUAACACCGUU
Molecule: messenger RNA, 1243 nt
Organism: Ixodes scapularis (black-legged tick)
Lineage: Eukaryota; Metazoa; Arthropoda; Arachnida; Ixodida; Ixodidae
Gene: Ublcp1
Product: ubiquitin-like domain-containing CTD phosphatase 1
Exons: 7
Coding region: 142-1149 (335 amino acids)
Biological process (GO): protein dephosphorylation
Cellular component (GO): nucleus
Molecular function (GO): protein binding; protein serine/threonine phosphatase activity
Source: RefSeq, a predicted model, not a curated record